GUGAAACCAUUUGAAUGCUCAGAGUGUGGGAAGAGAUUCAGUCAACAUGGCCAUCUUCAACAGCAUCAGAGAAUCCACACAGGUGAGAAACCUUUCGAAUGCUCAGAGUGUGGAAAGAAAUUCAGUCAGAGUGGCCAUCUUCAACUGCAUCAACAAACUCACACAGGGGAGAAACCUUAUGAAUGCUCAGAGUGUGGGAAGAAAUUCAGUUGGAGUGGCACUCUUCAACAGCAUCAGAGGACUCACACAGGGGAGAAACCUUUUGAAUGCUCAGAGUGUGGAAAGAAAUUCAGUAGCAAUGGCAAUCUUCGGCAGCAUCAAAGAACCCACACGGGGGAGAAACCUUUUGAAUGCUCUGAGUGUGGAAAGAGAUUCAGUCAAAGUGGUAGUCUUCUGCUCCACAGAAGAACCCACACUGGUGAGAAACCUUUUAAGUGCUCAGUCUGUGGAAAGAGAUUUUGUUGGGGUAGCGGUCUUCAGCAGCAUCAAAGAACUCACACAGAGGAGAAACCUCUUGAGUGCUCAGACAAUACAAAGCCUUGA
This is a messenger RNA of Heteronotia binoei (common prickly gecko), 543 nucleotides long. Its product is annotated as zinc finger protein 3-like. The transcript has a single exon. Lineage: Eukaryota; Metazoa; Chordata; Lepidosauria; Squamata; Gekkonidae. Gene Ontology annotation, molecular function: DNA-binding transcription factor activity, RNA polymerase II-specific; RNA polymerase II cis-regulatory region sequence-specific DNA binding. The annotation marks the transcript as partial. Gene Ontology annotation, biological process: regulation of transcription by RNA polymerase II. The record is from RefSeq and is a predicted model, not a curated record.